Messenger RNA from Myiozetetes cayanensis, 2255 nucleotides. RefSeq names its product mitochondrial poly(A) polymerase (gene MTPAP). Gene Ontology annotation, molecular function: poly(A) RNA polymerase activity. Gene Ontology annotation, cellular component: mitochondrion. NCBI's taxonomy places the organism in Eukaryota, Metazoa, Chordata, Aves, Passeriformes, Tyrannidae. The record is from RefSeq and is a predicted model, not a curated record.
AUGGCGCUGUGGCUGCUGCGGCGCCGCCUGCCCCUCCCCGGGCCCGGCGGCCGCGGGCACGCCCGGCUCGGCCCCGCCGCCCAGCCCGCCGCCAGCACCCAGCCCGCCGCCCAGCCAGCCGCCCAGGAACCGGCCGAAGAUGCUGAAGUCAGUACCAGAAAGAAGACAUUCACUGAGGUCCAAAGAGAACGACUGGAUCAAGCUGAACGGACUGUUUUAAUUAAGUGCCCAUCAAAACUUAACGAAAAAAAAUUAUUGCAGUAUUUAUCCAGUCAUGGAAAUGUUAGAAGUCACUUCUUCUUUGAAAAUCGUGGCAUCAAUGCUUUAGUAGAGUUUUCAGAAAAGAGCAGUAUAGCCUCGUUGCAGGAUGCUGUUGGAAUCCCAAAUGCUGCAGAGCAUCAUGUUGUCCCAUUUAAAUCGAGACUUUUUACUUUCACGCUGAAAAACCCAGUGAGUCAACCUGCUGAAGAGACACCACUUCACCUCUCUCCUCAGUGUCACAUUCCAGUGACAGACCUUAUUCAAAAGCUUUGUCUUGCAGACAGCAUAAGCAGUCAGAUGUACAUUCUACUGAAUGAGUAUCAGCUUACAGAAGAAAAUAUCAAGCUCCGAUUUCUGGCCUGUUCUUUGGUUCGGGAUUUCGCACGUGCUUAUUUUCCAGACAGCACAGUAAAGCCGUUUGGCUCUUCAGUCAACACCUUUGGCAAACUGGGAUGUGAUGUGGACAUGUUUCUGGACUUCCAUGAUACACGAAAGAGUCCUACAAAAAUGAAAAAAGGUCCCUUUGAAAUGGAGUUUCAGAUGAAAAGAUUACCAUCUGAAAGAUUAGCGACUCAGAGGAUUCUUUCUGUGAUUGGUGAUUGCCUUGAUAAUUUUGGUCCUGGAUGUGUGAGUGUACAGAAGAUACUCAAUGCUCGCUGCCCUCUGGUGAAGUUUUCCCAUCAACCGACAGGAUUCCAGUGUGAUCUGUCAGUGAGCAACAGCAUUGCUAUCAGAAGUUCAGAACUCCUGUAUAUCUAUGGCUGUCUGGAUUCCCGAGUACGAGCACUGGUGUUCACUAUACGGUGUUGGGCCCGUGUUCAUGGACUUACAAAUAGUGCUCCUGGUACCUGGAUUACCAACUUCUCUCUGACCAUGAUGGUCAUGUUUUUUCUGCAAAAGAGAUCACCACCUAUCAUUCCAACGCUAGACCAACUUAAGGAACUGGCAGAUGCAAAAGACAAGCAUAUAAUUGGAGGAUAUGAUUGCUCAUUUGUUAGUGAUUUAAGGAAGAUUAAACCUACAAAAAAUACAGAAACACUUGAUGUAUUAUUGGGUGAAUUUUUUGAAUAUUUUGGAAACUUUGAUUUUAGAAGGAAUUCCAUAAAUCUUCGAAAGGGAAAGGAAGUAAAUAAACCUGAAUCAUCUCCUCUUUAUAUCUGGAAUCCCUUUGAACAAGACCUUAAUAUCAGCAAGAAUGUUAAUCAGCCACAGCUGGAGAAAUUCAUUGCUAUGGCCAGAGAAAGUGCCUGGAUUUUACAGAAGGAAGAUAAAACUCAGAAAAUAAUCAAUAAAGAACCUUGGGGACUGGCAGCACUGCUGAUACCAUUUGGAAAAAGUAAUUCCAGCAAGAUGAAGAAUAGGAUGAAAGGAAUAGGAAGUGAAACAAUCAGAAGCCUCUUGGACUCUUUAAAGUUAAAUAAUGCAAACACAACAAAAAGCAGUGGGAAAAUGACUUUCAGCACAGAAACACAGUAGCUAAUAUUGUGUUUUAGGAACUGUAUGUGACACACAGUCCAAAGAACAUAACUUUUAAUAUUUCUGUUAUGGGGAAUAGAGAAUCAAAUUAUCUCUGGUUUUCAUUGUGAUUCUUUUUGUACAGGUCUCCUUUCUGUACAUUUUUCUGCUCCUUGCUCUUCACUUUUCCAUCUGCUUUAUGAAUGAAUAAUAUUCAAAUACAAGUUUAACAGGUACAUUUUGGAAAUAGCCUUCUGUUGAGCACUCUUUUAAAAAAAAAGACUGACAGGAGCAGCAUGGGAAAGAGUCUUUGGGAAUUCUCUUGGCUAACAUACAAAUGAUAUGCUAAGUAAAAGCUCAAGAAACAGCCACCUUUCAGUGAAACCACAGUUUGAAAGAAGAUGAAUGUGUUGGAACCAUUGCUUCCAAUCCAGUCAUGUACUGGAAGCCAGUAAAACCGAAGUGCAUGCAUCUAUUUUUGCAAUUGUUUUCCAUUCAUGUAGAUAGUACCAAGACAAAAUAAAGAUAAUGGAAUUAGA